GUUAUCAGGAGCCCAAUCAGGGGCAGACAAGGGAUCAGGCAUCACACAUGAAUCUCUUCCAGUUAUUGGAUUUUUGCUUAAAGUUCUUACAUACAAAAACGUUUUAUUUGGGAAUAUGCACCAUAUGAGCACUAUAUUAACAAAAUUUUGACAGGAUCCUAUCUACGAGACAGAGCCUUAAGAUCAAUCCAAUUACCACUACCACAAAUCAAUCAACAGGGUAUGGCUGCAGGGUAUUUAGGGCCCCUGGAGGUCUUGGGCCCUGCUUGGUAAUCCAGUUCUGUGGGUAAUCCAGACAUGGAUCCCACUGAUCAUGUAGUUCAUGACCUGACCCCUAAUGUGACCCCAUACUGUAAUGAAUUCAGGUUUCCCUCUCUUAAUGAUAAGAUGAAGGACCUUGUGCACUGCUAUCAAUGUGCGUAUUUAUGUCUGUGUGUGUCUGCUGCACAUAGCAUGUAUUGGUCUACGCAGCAUUUGUCUGAUGACCUGACUAGGUCUGAAAUCAGCAGCCAAACCGCAUGUCAAAUGUUUAGGAAUGUUUAGAUAACAACAUCACGUGGUGCAGGUCUGAGUCAUAGACCUGAAUUGAUAGAGCGGCCAUUCCCAUUCAAACAUUUACUACGUGAAAGGCCAGGUUAGCAGCCGCUCCCUCCUAAAAUUACAGCCAUAAACGGUUUGGCUCUGUGGUCACAGAAAUCGCCGUUUGUUUGGUGACAGUCUUGUCAGAUUAUAUGGACGCCAUGUAAGGAAUUUCCUUUCUACCCAGUGCAGAUCUGUGCUCUGAAUCCUCUGCAGUCUGCAUCAGCAAAGUGUCUUGGCAUCACUUCUCGUCCUUCCUCCGGUGUCCAUUCCGGCGUCAUGUGAAAGGGCUUCACGGUGGCUUCUCUCGCCCUAGACCGGACCCUCCUCCGUCGAGCUCAUUCGUCAGCACCGACGUCCUCGCCCUGGUAGUCCCCGUGGGGUAGUGUCUCUGUGCCCCCGCUGUCCCCGGUUUAUCCUGCACCCUUCGGCGUGCGGCGGAGCGGAGGAUGAGCGAGCAAGGGAAGGGCUCGGCAUCCGCCUCUGCCGCGGCCCCGGCACCAGGGUCGGAUACUUACAAAGGCUGGCUUUUUAAAUGGACCAACUAUCUGAAAGGGUACCAGCGGCGAUGGUUUGUCCUCAGCAACGGCCUGCUCUCAUAUUACAGGACGCAGGCAGAGAUGGCCCACACGUGUCGUGGAACAAUCAACUUAGCCACGGCACACAUCGACACAGAGGACGCCUGCAAUAUUGUCUUGAGCAGUGGCGGCCGCACCUACCACCUGAAGGCUAGCACGGAAGUGGAGCGGCAGAGAUGGGUCACAGCACUGGAGCUGGCCAAAGCUAAAGCCAUCCGCAUGAUGAAUGAUCAGUCUGAUGACUCAGGAGACGAGGAGCCCACGUCUCAGUCGGACCGCAGCGAGAUUCAGGGCACCCUGAAGAUACUCGUGAGCAAGCUCGAUGACCUCAGCACGUGUAAUGACCUGAUCGCCAAGCAUGGGGCGGCCUUGCAGCGUUCCCUGAGUGAACUCGAGGGUCUGAAAGUCCCUGUGGAGGGAGGGGAGAAGAUCAAGGCAGUCAACGAACGAGCCACCCUCUUCCGCAUCACUUCCAAUGCUAUGAUCAAUGUGUGUCGAGACUUCUUGGACCUAGCAGAGACUCACAGUAGGAGAUGGCAGCGGGCGUUGCAGUAUGAGCGAGAGCAGCGUACUCAUCUAGAGGAGACCAUUGAGCAGCUAGCCAAGCAGCAUAACAGCCUGGAGCGAGCGUGGAGAGAAGCACCCACGCUUGUUUCCAGCACACCCAGUGCCCCUACCACCAACAAGGGAAGUGAGAGGCCGCUCAAAGAAGAGGCAAGUGAUGAAGAUGAGGAUACUGAAUAUUUUGAUGCCAUGGAGGAUUCCCCUGCAUUUAUCACAGUGACUGCCACUGAGAACACACAGCACAGGCGAUCUCAGAGUAAUUUGAGCGGAGCAAGUGGAGGUCACCCCAAUGACUGGAACCAGGACGACCAUAUGUCUCCAAGCUGUAAUGAUGUGUCAGGGAAGGAGCUGCAGCCCCGCAGACAGAGGCGGACUCAUAUCCCUGACAAGCCCAACUACUCCCUCAAUUUAUGGAGCAUCAUGAAGAACUGCAUUGGCAAGGAGCUCUCUAAAAUCCCAAUGCCUGUAAACUUCAAUGAGCCUCUGUCGAUGCUGCAGCGUCUCACUGAGGACCUGGAGUAUCAUGAGCUAUUGGACAAGGCGGCACGCUGUGACUCCUCCCUGGAGCAGAUGUGCCUGGUCGCUGCCUUCUCCGUCUCCUCUUACUCCACCACGGUCCAUCGGACAGCCAAGCCCUUCAACCCCCUCCUGGGCGAGACCUACGAGCUCGAUCGCCGGGAGGAGUUUGGCUACCGCUCGCUGUGUGAGCAGGUGAGCCAUCACCCCCCUGCAGCUGCACAUCAUGUGAUUUCCCAGCGAGGCUGGACCCUGUGGCAGGAAAUCACCAUUGCCAGCAAGUUCCGUGGCAAAUACCUCUCCAUAAUGCCUCUGGGUGCCAUUCACCUGCAGUUCCACUCCAGCGGGAACCACUAUGUGUGGAGAAAGGUCACUUCCACAGUGCACAACAUCAUUGUGGGCAAGCUGUGGAUUGACCAGUCGGGGGACAUUGAGAUUGUGAAUCACAGGACCAAGGAGACCUGCCAACUCAAGUUCUCUCCCUACAGUUAUUUCUCCAGGGACGUUCCAAGGAAGGUGACAGGUGUGGUGGCAGACAGUGGGGGCCAGGCUCACUACAUCCUCUCUGGUACGUGGGACGAUAAGAUGGAGAGUGCCAAGAUCAUCCAGAGCAGCCGAGGGGGCAGUGGAUCAGAGGGCAAGCAGAAGACCGUCUAUCAGACUUUGACCCCCAAACUGCUGUGGAAGAAAUACCCUCUCCCGGAAAACGCUGAGAACAUGUACUACUUCUCUGCUCUGGCAUUGACCCUGAAUGAGCUGGAGGAAGGAGUGGGGCUGACCGAUAGCCGCCUGAGACCAGACCAGAGGCUGAUGGAGGACGGGCGAUGGGAUGAGGCAAACUCAGAAAAACAGAGGCUAGAGGAGAAACAAAGAGCUGUGAGAAGGAGGAGGGAAGCAGAGGCCUCGGAUGCACAGGAUGAAGGUAGAGAAUAUGAAGGCUACCAGCCGUUGUGGUUUCACCAGAGGAGGGACUCAGUGACUGGAGAGACAAUCUUUGUGUACAAGGGAGGUUACUGGGAGGCAAAGGACAAACAGGACUGGAGCAUGUGUCCUGACAUCUUCUAACCCAAGAACCGACCCCGGAUCACACCUAACCUCAUCGGACAGGGAACUGCUCAGCCUCUGGUCCUUACGCAGGGGGGGCGUGGCUGGCUUAGGAGCACUAUGUGGACCUUUGUGAGCAUGAGAAUGUGUAUGUUUCACACACUCUCGGAUUACACUGUACCUCCAAAUGUACACUCUCACUCUGUUUUUACUAUGGGGAAAAGGAAGGCUUCUUCUCUGAGUAGUCCUCUUUGACACUAUACUGAAACAGCUGUGAGAUAAUGUGUGGAUGUGAGAUAACAGUUGAAGUUGUAACAUCACACAAUAAAGGCACCUGUGCACUCCUGAGAUCAGGUGCUCCGUAAAUGCUACCCACAAUGCACUUUUCUGUGAUCACCCCAUUACAGAGUUUUACUAAUUGGAUAGAAGCCCACAUCAAAGCAGCUCAUAACGACAGGCUGACAACUAACAGGGACAAAAACAUAAAGAGGCACAUAGAAACACAACAGUGUUGAAUAUACGUCAGUAUUUAUGUGGUUACAAGAAGCGUGUCCUCAUCAUCUGUUUUAUUUAGCACAGCUGAGAUUAUACCGGGCCUAGUUUAUAAAUUUUAAAUUAGUUCCCUGUUUCUCGUCACAGGAAUGAUUUCAAGUGCUCAUAUCUGCCCCUUUCAGUUGCUUAAAGAUCGAGGUUAAGGCCUGAAUAUGGUGUCUGGAAAUUUCUGUCUGUUGGAACUGGCUAAAACUUGUGGAGGCCCAAAGUGUUCAAAAUUAAAUAAAUGUAUCAUAUUAAUAACUACAGAUAAACAAUAUAACCAUAAAACUGUGAAAUAAUCAAAUAUGUUUUUUUUAACUCAACUUACAAGAAAUGUUAUCUCUUGCUGCUUAUUAGUAGUAAUAGAGUUUAUUGCAGUUUCAUUUCAACAGUUUUAUUUUCUAUAAUUCCACAUUUAAAAAAAAAAAGAAAAGCUUCAAAAAAGUCUGUGAAUCAGAACCGGCCAAAUACAGACUUUGGGGGAAAAAAGACAAUUUCAAAUAAAAACUGCUAGAAAGAAAUAUCACUGGCUGCAAUAAGCUAUGUUUUCAAUGUAUAUGAUUAUUUCACAAUUUUAUUAUUGGUAUUUUAUAUAUUUUGUCUGUAUCUAUCCAUAUGAUUAGGUUCAUUUCGUUAUAUUUAUUUCAUUUUCAACAAUUUGGGUGCUCAUGAUCAACAGCUAAUGUUUUGUUUUUUUGUUUUUUUAAUCUGUAUUUGCAGCAAUGCAGACCUGUGUUUUAUUUGGUGUGAAUGUUGAGGUUUCCCUCAAGUUACAAUUCAGUAGUUCAGUAGUCAGUUAGACUGUAGUCCAUGUAGAGGCUAUAGCUGCUUAUCCAUUUCAUGCUCUGAAUAUGAAAUGCCUCUAUGCUUCAGUGCAUUUUAGUCAACUAAACAUGCUUCUGACAUUUUCCAUUUGUGAUUCUGUUUAGCAAAAUUCUACAGUAGUCAGUCCUUUAGUUGUAACACGAGUGCAAUCACAAAAGUGCAACAUGAAACUUCAAAACAUUCAUAUCACUCUAACAAGAAUCUCCAUCAAAGACCCUAAUAUGCACUUUUCACUGUGGUUGACCAUAGAUUAGUACAUAUCUCUUUGUUGAUAUUGAGUAAAUUUCACUCUGUACAUGUACUUUACCUUGCCCUAUGGUGCUCUCCCAUAGCAACACAUACCAUAUCCUCACUGAUCGUACAAAGUAUUAAGCCUGCGCCAAAUCACUGAGGCAUUCAGUAGUUACCACCCAGUGCAUUCAGGAACAUGUUGGUUUCCAUAGUGUGCAUUGCACUCGCUCCACAGCCUCUCAUCAGUCACUAAGUUCAGACGUUUCCAGUGGGACUACUCCACAUGAGACUGGAGUGGCUUCUCAUAAGAGUCCAGGGUGGCUUCAGCUGACAGGAGGUCAGGGCUGGUUCCUGUAGCACACCACUGUGCAGUCAGCUUUAGCCAAAGAAGACUCCCCCAGCUGCUGCUCCAGAUUCACUACAGCUCACGUGUAGACCUUUCAUUCACUGUUUGUGGACACUCUGAUCUGGGAUCAGCUCACGAAGGUACCCUCAGUCUUUUGCCUUUAAUUGACUGAACAAGGGAAAGAGUCCUCUGACCUGUGCACUACAUGUCUACGGUGACAAGAGUUUUGAAAACCAGUUGGUAUUUUUUUGUAAUUAAUGUUAGGAAUGUAGAAUUCAAGGCUGGAGGUAUUGUAUCUACCAUCUAGUCUGUUUCUGUGAAUAUUUUGUGAUAAAACAAUGAUAUUGUAAAAUUAAGAAUAACUAUACUAAUCUGAGUAUUAAGUUAUCUGUACAGCAUAGUUCAAAUCUGAAAAAAAAACAACUGAAUGAGCCUGAAGGAUUUGCUGUAAUUUUACUUUUUAAUUCAGAUUAAUUCAGCGAAGAUGGAAGUUAAUCCUGAGGCACCCGCAACUUGGCUGCAGAUUCAUCUUUUCUAUUUCCAUCAACUGUCUUAACACACUGAAAAUAAUUUUUAUAGAGUCCUUGAUACUAGCACAUUAGUAACUGUGGUUCAGGUAUAAUUUCCACUGAUGUUCAGGCCAUAAAGAUGUGAAAAGUGCACUGGAAAAGAAAUUCAUUCACAAUUGAGUACCCCUCCAUGCUGGGUAUUUGGCUGAUAGAGUGAAGGAGGUUUUCAGUUUGAUAUUAUGAGCUCUUAAAAUGUAAAAUGUUUAAGUCUUUAUCAGUGAACUAAUGACUUGACAAUGAAAUGAAUGAUGAUUGAUGGGGUUUUUUUUUGCACAAAAGAUGUUUCUUUUACCCAUUUACAUCGAAGGUUUUAAUGCAUUUUUGAUUUGUGGUUUUCAUGAGCACGGUUUGAUCAUCACUAAAUCUCUUGUCUAGAAUCACAUUCAAAAGGAGUAAUUCAGCAUUUUUGGAAAUAUGUCUUUUUUUGGAUGAGAAGAUUGGUACCUCUCUCAUUUCUCAAGCUACAUCCAGCAGCCGGUUAGUUUAGGAUAGCACAAAGACUGGAAAUGGGGAAACAUAUAGCCUGUGUCUGUCCAAAGGUAAAAAAUCUGUAUACCAGCACCUCUAAAGCUCACUAAUCAACGUGUUAUAUCUUGUUUGUUUAAUCUUCAGGAAGCAAGCUCCCAGCCAAAAAAUUGUCUUGCACACAGCUCCCCAUAAAACCACAACUUGUAAUUUUUACACUUUGAGUUUUGUACAAAUUAAACAAAUCAGAUGUUAAUUAGUCAACUUUAAAGUUGCGUGUAACUAGGUUUUGGACAGAACCCUCUUUCCAGUCUCCAGUCUAAGCUAAGCUAACUAUAUACUGGCUGAAGCUUUGCUGUUGUGGAACAGACAGCAAUAAGAGUGGUAUUAAUAUUCUCAUCUAACUUAGCAAGAGAAAAACAAGCGUAUUUCCCAAAAAUGUCAAAAGAUUCCUUUAAUCUUACUGUACUGCUUGGGUUCUCAUCUCGUCUGUCCACUUCACACAUACUCAAACACUUCCCCCUGCACGUACAUGAAUACAAGCUGCUGAGGUUGUGCACACUUUAAAUCAUAUCAAGGGUGUCACAUCUAAGGAUGGACACUACUGCAGCAAGAUGUUUCAUUUUUGCUAUCUUGAAUACUGUUCUUUAGCAGUUAAUUCUGUAUCAUCACGCACGGUCAUGACAUCUGAAAGAACACAGAUCACUGCAGAGUGGCGGUGCAGAAACUGUACAAAUGGAAAGUUGGGUUGUGAUUUCCUUUUUUUGGCGAUCAAAAUGAAGUUCACUAGAGAUUUACUUUAAUAUAUUGUGUUUGAGAUGAUUUUAUAUUUGAGAAUACAUAUUAUAUUUUGAAUGAUAAUGGAGAGCUCAUUGUAUGUUUUAAUCAAUAUAUUUCCAAAUAACUUGACCUCAGUACUUGAUGGUGACUAGCCUACUGAAGUUGCCCCACUGAGGGCCUGUACAGUAUCAGACAACUGUAGCAAUAACGCAGUGAGGUGUAGAUUUGUUAGUUAAUGGCUGUUGUUGCUUCAAACAGUUGUCUGCCUCAUGCAGAAAGGGGAUAAAACAACCAAAGUGUAAAUGGAGAGUGUACUGUAGACGUUAAAAAAAAGAAAAAAAAAGAAAAAAUACUUUUCAUCUGCCUUCCCUAUCUCAGAGGGAUCUAAUGUAAACCCCCUCUCCUCAUUUCUCUCAUUUCAUCUCACCCAACUCUUAAUUCACUAUGGUGUGAUUUUUUAGCUUUAAUUUUUAUGCUUUUAUUUUCUGUUCUGAUUUCUAUCUUAUCAUGGGUGCCAUUAUUCUUAUGUUGGUGUUUUCAUACUGUUUGUAUGCACAAUGAGCUUGAUUUGUGUGCAUGCGUGGCACACAUUUCCUUCUCAUUUGACGCUGCUCAGUUUUGAGGCAGAGGUAAACUAAUGAAGAUGUGGGGAGAUUUUUCUUGCCUUGUCUAAACUGAACCCUGCUUCUCCUUGGACUGUGGCUCACAGCUUUGUUGUGAGGUGGCGGUGUUGGUAAUAAUCUGUAUCAUGGUGAAAGUUAUGAAACACAUCACAACAGCGGCCUGGUACAGGAGGUCAGGGGUUAUUGACCUGCCUUGACUACUUCUCUUAGUCCCCAGAUACACUUAGGUGUAUUCAAGUGUAACUGCAGAUUCAACCAAGGUUUUGCUUUUUUUUUUUAAAUUGUGUAUUUUCUUCCCUAAUUUAUACUUGUUUAACAUUGUCUUUAAACAACAAAGACACAAUAAUGAAAAAAGAAGAUAAUAAAGUU
Molecule: messenger RNA, 8023 nt
Organism: Toxotes jaculatrix (banded archerfish)
Lineage: Eukaryota; Metazoa; Chordata; Actinopteri; Toxotidae
Gene: osbp2b
Product: oxysterol binding protein 2b
Exons: 14
Coding region: 1029-3302 (757 amino acids)
Cellular component (GO): cytosol; membrane; intracellular membrane-bounded organelle
Molecular function (GO): cholesterol binding
Source: RefSeq, a predicted model, not a curated record